Molecule: messenger RNA, 1608 nt
Organism: Danaus chrysippus (African queen)
Lineage: Eukaryota; Metazoa; Arthropoda; Insecta; Lepidoptera; Nymphalidae
Source: the annotation of a GenBank genome assembly
AUGUCUCAUGUAUCUGACAUGAAAAUUUUAUUUUCUAGGUUGUGUUCGUUUAAAAAUGGGUUACCUACAUUCAAACAUGGUAGAACCUUCAGUCAGAAUGUUGAAAGACCACCCCAGCCUUUACCAAAAGAAAGUGUCACACCCUUACCUCCUUUAUCUGAGCCAAUGUCAAAUCUGCCUCCAGUUGUGUAUGCCUCUUCAAAAUCAGAGAACUAUACAACUGAAGUAACAACUCUUAGCAAUGGAUUAAGGGUGGCUUCUGAGAAAAAGUUUGGUCAAUUUUGUACUGCUGGUGUGGUUAUUGAUUCUGGCCCAAGAUAUGAAGUUGCAUAUCCAAAUGGUAUCUGCCAUUUCCUUGAAAAAUUAAGUUUUGGGGCUACCCACAAAUAUCCAACCCGUGAUGUGAUGUUGAGGGAAUUGGAGCGUCACGGAGGCAUAUGUGACUGUCAGGGCUCCAGGGAUACUACAGUGUAUGCAACCAGUGCUGAUUCACGAGGUUUGGAAGCUGUUACUCAGGUGCUUGCUGAAGUGACAUUGAGACCCAUGCUUUCAAGUGAAGAAAUUGAAGGUGCAAGGCAAGCUGUUGCAUUUGAAUUGGAAACACUCUCCAUGAGACCAGAACAAGAAACAAUAUUGAUGGAUAUGAUACAUGCUGCUGCUUAUAGAGGGAAUACUUUAGGUCUACCAAAGAUUUGUCCCAUGGAAAAUGUUUAUAAAAUAGAUAAAGGCAUUAUCCUUACCUAUUUGAAGAAUCAUUACACACCAGACAGAAUGGUUGUUGCGGCUGUUGGAGUAGACCAUGAGCCGUUUGUGGAAUAUGUUCAAAAGUAUUUCGUAGACAUGAAGCCAACCUGGCAUUCAGAAGACAGUGACACAUUCAAAGCACAGACUGACAAAUCCAUUGCACAAUACACCGGUGGAUUGGAAAAGGAGGAAUGUGAAAUUCCAUUAUACCCGGGAUCAGAUUUACCUGAACUAUCCCAUGUUGUUAUUGGAUUGGAGAGUUGCUCUCACAGUGACCCUGACUUUGUGGCAACCUGUGUGUUGAAUAUGAUGAUGGGUGGUGGUGGCUCAUUCAGUGCUGGUGGUCCAGGCAAGGGAAUGUACACUCGCCUUUACACCAAUGUAUUGAAUCGUUAUCACUGGAUGUUCAAUGCAACAUCAUACAACCACGCGUAUGGUGACACCGGUCUGAUGUGUGUGCACUCCGCUUCACCGCCCGCUAGGCUACACGACACCGCGCUAGUUAUUGCCCGGGAACUGGCCAACAUGGCUGGACACGUCGGGGAAACUGAGCUCAGACGUGCCAAAACGCAAUUACAAUCGAUGUUACUGAUGAAUCUCGAGGCAAGACCCGUAGUGUUUGAGGACAUCGGGAGACAAGUGCUGGCUACCGGCAAACGAAAACCACCAUCAUUCUUUAUUAAUGAAAUUGAAAAAAUCACUGGUGAGGACAUAAUACGCGUAGCUCGUCGUAUGCUCAGCAAGAAGCCAUGCGUAGCAGCGAGAGGCAAACUCUCGAACCUUCCCAGCUUCGAAGACAUUCAAUCCAAUAUGACCGUCAAAAACGACACGAGCGGAAGACGGCUUAACUUCUUCCGCGCAUAG